CUAAAAAUACAACCCGUUGAUAAUCCGUUAAGCUUGUCGCAGAAGAGCUCGUAACAGCCUAGUAAUUCGAGGUGGAAGAGAGUUUUGAGAAUAACUGAAGAUCUCCAAGACACGCAAAAAGACCAUGUUUAACAGUCAAUAUAAGGAAGCUAAUGAUGUGUUGAAUUACUGGUUCGGAGGAGGGGACCGUUCCAAGCGACCAAAAUGGUUCGGAGGCGGAGAAGAAGCUGCUAAGGAAGUAAAAGACAAGUUCGGACCGCUGGUGGAGAAAGCCAGAAAUGACGAGUUGAAGCACUGGGAAAAUGAUCCUAAAGCCACAUUAGCGUUGAUCAUAUUACAGGACCAGUUCCUACGAAGUCUUUUCAAGGGCAGUCCCACGGCUUUCUCAAGAGAUACAUAUUGUGAAGAACUGGCCAAAAAGUUUAUACAACGCGAGACACACGAUCAUCUAAAGUUCAGCGCCGCUGCGAGAGUUUUCAUUUAUCUUCCACUGGAACACAGCGAGAACAGAGAGACUCAGGAAAUGAACGUGCAGCUGUUCGCUCAGUUAGAGAAGGACUGCAAAGGGGGCGAAGACGAGUCAAGUGGAAACGUUUGGUACAAGUUUGCUUGUCUUCACAAGGAGGUAGUGGAUCAGUUUGGGCGUUUUCCACAGCGCAACAAAGUUCUUGGCAGAGAGAAUACUCCAGAAGAGGACGAAUGGCUGAAUAAUCUUCCCGACCGUUUUAAAUGGUGAAGACGACAGACAGCAGACUGAUAACAAACCAGCAGUCUAGAUGAUAUCUAAGAUAUGCACCCUGUAGAUAAAAUGCGUCGAUUAGAUCACAGCUUUAGUCCGGAUUCCACCUUCACGUCUUGGAAGGAGCCUUGAUUCUCCAUUUCUUAUCAGCCUUUUAAUCCGACUAAUAGAGUUUGUUCUCGACAUUUUGGUUUUUAAAUCAAAAAAAAUUCUUUGACUUAAAUCUAGAAGUCGAUUUACAUUUGUAAUCAAAACCUGUAAGAGCACGACCAAAAUUCAAACUUUGAACAUUAAAAGAUGUCGCACACUA
Molecule: messenger RNA, 1049 nt
Organism: Pocillopora damicornis (cauliflower coral)
Lineage: Eukaryota; Metazoa; Cnidaria; Anthozoa; Scleractinia; Pocilloporidae
Molecular function (GO): protein binding
Source: RefSeq, a predicted model, not a curated record